CAUCGUGCGAUAGUCGGCUUCACAUUCCCAAGGGUUCCGUUGAGUGUGGCGUGGGAGCUUUGGUGGUUUGGAUGCCCAAGCAAAAACUGGCCGCCGUAUCGAUCGCUUGUGCCAAUGGACCUGCCAAACAAAAACACACGAAAGCGAUUGUCAGAUUUUCGCUUCAUCAAACCCAGCGAAAUUACACGGAAAGAGCAGCUACAAUGGUCUACCGUCGUUAAUCUUCUGCGCCGCCACAACAGG
This is a messenger RNA of Phytophthora sojae, 243 nucleotides long. RefSeq lists its product as hypothetical. The transcript has 2 exons. The record is from RefSeq and is a predicted model, not a curated record. The annotation marks the transcript as partial. NCBI's taxonomy places the organism in Eukaryota, Oomycota, Peronosporomycetes, Peronosporales, Peronosporaceae.